UCGCGUGCGCCGACCAGAGAGGAUAUUCAUCUGAGAAGGAGGAGGAGGAGGAGGAGCGUGACGCAGGAGGGUCGAGCGCUGUGUGGGUCUUCCAAAAAGCAUCUUUUGUGGGGAGCACUCUUGUACUUAUAAGGAGUUACCAUGACAGAUCGACACAAAUCAUCCUAAGGAGGUCUAGCGACCCACUUUCCACGUGUCGAGGGUCAUUUGACACAAAAGAGACACUUUUUUUUAAUCUAAGCUAAGUGGGAAUGCGUCCAACUUUAUGUGCUGAAUGCUGUCUGGGCUGACUUUGUGGUGCUGAAAGGACAGCAACAGAACUGUGGCAAGAGGAGCUGACCGGUGCUGAAGGCAAGAGCCCGACAUGAGGACAGAGAGUUUGGUGUUUCUUUGUUAAAAGGGAAGCGAGGAUUUCACGAAACAAGACAUUAACGCAGCCAGAAGCUUAUUAUUUUUAACCAUCCACAGCUCUGCAGGACUUCCAUCAGCGAAGCUGAACAACAACAUAACAAACGCUGCCACUACUCCAGGAAUGUUCCCUUUACCAUUACGACUGUUUGCUGGGAGCUAAAACUUUUUCAUUCACUUAAAGUGAGAGUACGAGUGUGCGUGUGUGUAAAGAGCAAGAGCAACCGCCGUACCAACAUGCCUCGCUCUUUCUUGGUGAAGAAAGUCAAGCUGGAUGACAUUUCGGCUGCUGAGCUGGACAGCUCGUAUUGUCACAGCCGAAGAGGAGAACUGAGCUUGCGAUUCCAUCAUCACGAUAAAGGUUACGUGCGGGAUUAUCUGACCCCCUCCCCUUAUGACGAGGUGGUGGUCAGCGACUCUUCCGCCAUCUCCAAAGUGCCCUCCCCGAGUCACCCGUCCAUCAUCUACAGCCGCAUCGACAACGCCUACAGCGGCAUCCAUGGCGACAUCCACGGUGAUUCCGACCAGCCGGACAGCCCCAGGUCAGAGGUGUCCUCGUCAGCCAGUGGCUACAUCAACGGGGACGCCGCCGUCAGCGAGGGGUACACGGUAGACGCAUUUUUCAUAAUGGACGGGCGGUCGAGGAGGAAGGGUGCCACCACCCCCAGGGGGGCCCCGCAGAGGCACUCGUGUAGCGAGUGUGGCAAGACCUACGCCACGUCAUCCAACCUGAGCCGGCACAAGCAGACGCACCGCAGCAUGGACAGCAAGAUGGCCAAGAAGUGCCCCACGUGCGGCAAGGUCUACGUCUCCAUGCCGGCCAUGGCCAUGCACCUGCUCACCCACGACCUCAAGCACAAGUGCGACGUGUGCGGCAAGGCCUUCAGCCGCCCGUGGCUGCUGCAGGGCCACAUGCGCUCGCACACCGGCGAGAAGCCCUUCGGGUGCGCGCACUGCGGCAAGGCCUUCGCCGACCGCUCGAACCUCCGCGCUCACAUGCAAACGCACUCGGCGUUCAAGCACUACAAGUGCAAGCGCUGCGACAAGACGUUUGCUCUCAAGAGCUACCUGAACAAGCACUACGAGUCGGCGUGCUUCAAGGGGGCUUUCUCCCCACUCAGCUCAGUGGGGGAGUGACUUUCAUCCUUCCACUUGCUCCCUAAUUCACCUCCUUGUCCCAACAGCGGUAUGGCUGCGGAGAAAACCAGAACAUUGCUUCCAAAUGUGGACUCACUCACAACUUCCUGCUCUUCUGAAGCUGCAAAAGAUAAAUAAAGCACUGAACAUCUAACUCAUCAUUUCCAAGACACCUCCAUCUAUUUAUGGCCACAUUCCUCCUCACAGGGGACACAAGCAAGCACAAUUCCUCUCCUUGUCGCCUGACAACCCGUCUAAAAGCGCCACCUGCGUCUUCACUCAUCAUCGUGCAAAAGAGAUUAUAUGGACUUUCAGACAUUGUUCAGAAUUUAAGGAGCGAUUUCACCAUCCGGGACUUGAACUCACUCGCAAAAACAGACGACGUAAAACUGCACUGCAGCAAUUUGACAGGUGCCAGGAAGGCCACGACGACGUCUUGAAAUGGCACGGGUGCUGCUUCUUGAGUUAAGGAGUCAAACAAAAACCACCAGGGUAUUUUUUUGUUCCUAUAAACAAAUGACAACACAAUUUUAGCUGCCAAUGUAAGUCGAAGCUCCAAGACAUUGAAAAUGUCCUCCUCUGAAAGGUCAAACCUUUUAGGAUAGUUGUAAAAUAGCAUCGCCACACAGCAGUCAAUAUCAUGUCUAUUUAUUGCUAUUUAUUUGAUUUAUCUUAUUUAUUUGCACUUUAUUUAUUUUUGCCUUCUGUUUCAAAUAUGCCAAAGCAUUUGACACUUUGACUUUUUGCUUCACUUCAAAGACAACUGCAUGCAAAAAAGGGAACGCCCAGCAAAGGGAAACUAUGCCAAUUUUAUCAAUCUUUUGCAGAUUAGUUGUUUUUUUUUCAUAUCCAAUAGAGCAGGGGUGUUCAAAGUGUGGCCCAGGGGCGCUUUGAAUAGUCUAAAAAUCACAUGAAUGCAUUAUUAAUGGGAUAUAUGAUUAGAUAUUACACUCGUUUGCUUUGUCACCUGUAACACAAAGCUAAAAUGUGGAUGUUUUGCUCAGAUAUCAGAGAAUACAGUAUAUUGACCUACACUUAGCAUCUUGAAUGAACAAAAUGCAUCAAAGUGGCCCCGUGCAUUCAAUUUUUCUGUACGCUUGGACACCCCUGUGAUAGAGCAAUAAUGAAAUUCAUAUCUGCAUUUGUUUAUUCUUCCAAACACCACUAUUGUGUGUAUGUAGUGAUGAGACAUGAAAUAUCAGGGAGUUAGCAAACCAUGGAGGCUAUAUUUAUAUUUGCUGGGAUUCUUUGAGGCCUUCUCCAUUGAGGUGAGUCCUUUCGGAAGUUACCAUUUUAGGGAUUUGGGUAGCUCGUCGACAGUUACGCAUGAGUUUAGGCACAACUGCUUCAGACGGAGGGCUGCAGGUGUUCUUUUGUUUUGUUUUUUGUACAUGGUUUUUAUGCACUGCCUGCCUUGUAUUAUUCUUAAAGUAUUGUAGAAAGUAGAAGGUACGACUGUACUGUAGGCCUCUGGUGCUGUAAUAUUGACAAUGGCCCAUGUUUGGGCUGUGACCUUUGCUGUAUUGAUACUUCAAUCAACGGCAUUGUUUGAUUUACUGUAUAGAACAACUUUUUAAGAAUGCGUAACAUCUGUUGCUGAAGGGGGUCCGGUCCCUAAGAGGAGUCAAAGGAGGUCAAGAGUUGCGUGUCAGAAGGCAAGAAAAGUCAACUUUCCCUCUGCGCAUGCUGCGGCAAAGCCUUAGAAAGUCAAAAGAAAAGAUGUUUGUUCAAUCGUUCAGCACCAGAGAGCACCGACAAACACUUUAGACGACACACUACAAGCUACUGUAGCCUACUAUAGCCACAAGCUAGUUUAUCUAUUCUUAUAUAAAAGCACUUCCUCUUAACGAUUUCUUUUUCCUCUCCAAGUGAGUAAGUAGCACAAUGAAAGAAGAGUUUAGAUUCAGGUAGACGAUGCCUUUGUUUGUAGAAAUAAUUCUUAUAAUAAUCUGCUUUUUUUUCUAUUGUGAUGCAUCCAGAUGUGACAUCAUGAGAAUAAAAAUGAUGAAGAUGUUGAAGAUGAUGCUCUAAAAGGACGUUUUACGGUGUGAGCAAAUCUCGCUCACCUCUUUUUUUUCCCCCCUUUUCUAGAGCAGAUGAUAUUUUGCGGCAAGAGGCCUUGUAAAUAAGCACUGAGUGGAUUAUUUCUACUAUUGUACAGAGUGAUGGGUGAUGAUGAUGACUUUCAGGAGCUUCCCACUUUGUUUUUCUUCCUCUGGGGUG
Molecule: messenger RNA, 3768 nt
Organism: Dunckerocampus dactyliophorus (ringed pipefish)
Lineage: Eukaryota; Metazoa; Chordata; Actinopteri; Syngnathiformes; Syngnathidae
Product: transcriptional repressor scratch 1-like
Exons: 2
Coding region: 646-1545 (299 amino acids)
Biological process (GO): regulation of DNA-templated transcription
Molecular function (GO): RNA polymerase II cis-regulatory region sequence-specific DNA binding; DNA-binding transcription factor activity, RNA polymerase II-specific
Source: RefSeq, a predicted model, not a curated record